AUGUUUCACUUCAUGCGGCCGGCCCCCGGGAGCGCUCCCCUCGGGGGACCGGGCGGACUUCGGCAACGGCAACUUAUCCGUGCACGAGGAGCUCCCCAGACUCAUCCUGUUAUGAAGAACACUGCUUGCACACAGGCACAGGGUAACUGCGAGGCGUCGUCGGUAUCGUGCGUCGAGGCGAUGGACAACGUGGACCGCCUGCAGCGAGAGGUGAUCGCCGAUCUGCCGGCACACCUCAAGGAGGGAGUGCGCUACCUGGACGGCCAGUAUUCGAGGAGAGCCUUCCGCAGGGCUACCACUGCGCCGAGACCAGCUACCACCUACCGGGUGUUGUGA
Messenger RNA from Prorocentrum cordatum, 336 nucleotides. The record is from the annotation of a GenBank genome assembly. NCBI's taxonomy places the organism in Eukaryota, Dinophyceae, Prorocentrales, Prorocentraceae.